Haliotis rubra (blacklip abalone) is the source of this 1435-nucleotide messenger RNA. Its product is annotated as serine/threonine-protein kinase pdik1l-A-like. The record is from RefSeq and is a predicted model, not a curated record. The coding region runs from base 104 to 1024 and encodes 306 amino acids. Gene Ontology annotation, molecular function: ATP binding; protein serine/threonine kinase activity. Gene Ontology annotation, cellular component: cytoplasm; autophagosome. Gene Ontology annotation, biological process: autophagosome organization; autophagy; peptidyl-serine phosphorylation. NCBI's taxonomy places the organism in Eukaryota, Metazoa, Mollusca, Gastropoda, Lepetellida, Haliotidae. The transcript has a single exon.
CACAACAUUGUUAACUGACAGCCGGUCGAAGUGCGUGAAACAAAACACAGGCUUGGGACAAUAAUGUGACUGCAACAGCGAGCAUACAUGGACUUGUGUUAAUAUGGGAAAUACUUCCACAAGGAUAAAAGGAUAUCGUGUCUCCACGAGACUAGGAGGUGGGUGUUUUGGUGUUGUUUAUAAAAUGAAAAGCAAGACCGACGCCAAGGUAUACGCACUUAAAGAAAUUUACAGAGGCAAAAGUCCCAACGGAUUGGACUCGCUACACAGGGAGGUUAACAUCCACGAGCAGCUACCAUACCACAGAAACAUCGUGAGAUUCAUUGAAUGCUUCAAACAAGAGUUCAAGCUCUAUAUCGUGUUGGAGUUUUGUUCUCUUGGAACGCUGAACGACUAUAUCAUUACGAACGAUGUGUCUGAUAAGACACUCCUGUAUAUUAUGUUUGACAUAGCAAGAGGCUUGCAACAUAUCCACAGACACAAUAUAGUUCACCGUGACAUUAAACCAGAUAACGUAUUGCUAUCAGCUGGCAAGUUUGGAAUUCCAACGUGCAAGAUCUGUGACUUCGGCUUGGCUAGAUAUUGUGAUAAGGGUGGAGUAAUAGGACAACAGUGUGACGACGACCCACCAGCAUCGGAUGACGGACCAAUGAUGUACAUGGCUCCAGAAGUCACCUGUGGAUUUUAUACUUUAGCUUGUGAUGUAUUCUCACUGGGCAUGUUGUAUUUCGUAAUGUACUCGCGUCACGUGACUGAGUUUAAAGGUCGGAAAGUCCUCGAACCUCACGCUCACGGAUAUCCUAUGUUUACAGCCCCAGACAGCGUUGUUGAAACUGAGAUCGACCGAUAUGUGCGAGGUCAGCUUAACCGGGAUAUGAUUAUUUCAAUGUUGAAGAAGACGCCAAGCGAUCGGUGCACUAUUACCGCUGUGCUGGAGACGCUGUAUGCGAUAUUUGCAUGUGCUAUUUCGGCUGACAAAGACGCUAACACCACGUGCCGUGUUUCAAAUGGACAUAUUGAGUAGGCCUUUAUCCCAACAGCUGUGUCGCGUAUUAUACGUACAUAAUGUGAAAUACAAACGCAUCGUUACGCAAGGUUUUACGAUCGAAGUAUUUAAAGAUCGUUCACUUAUGUAUCCUUAUGUUCAAGUGGAAUGGGACUUCUGUGAGCAUAUGAAUGCAUAUAUGUUACAUAACUGCGGUGUAUUUGUCAUGAAUGUAAGUACAUGCCAUAUGGCCAGUGUGGAGAAUAUGGUUAUAUAGAUUUGUCUUAUGGCUUAUGAAUGGGUUUAUGGUUGAAUGCCACAUAGCUGGAAUAUUGCUGAGUGCGGCGUAAAACUAGACUCACUCACUUAUGGGUGAAUGUGUUUCACGCUCUUAUGAUAUUGUUUACCGGUUGCAAUAUCUCCUUGAACUAAAGUGUGAGCUUUUGUGAA